AUGAAUGGCCGCGCCGAAAAUUCUGAUAAGCAUUGCUACUGGGUACCACAUAAUUCUGAUGCACUGGAGCAGCUGGAGAUAAACGACCAAAAUCUUCAGCAGGAGGGUGCUGUCGCAUAUGCCGUUGAUUUGAAUCCUGAACACGAGCCUACUCGUCAGCUUUACACUGGACUUGCUGUCCGUGCUGCGGUCCAUCUCCAAGACAAUUCGACCUUACUGGUCUCCGGGAUAUGCGAACAAUACGCUAAUCCACCUUUUUAUGAAUUAUUUUAUGAAUUCUCCGGUACUCGGUCGACCGAUCCUGGAUUUCAGCUUCCACAAGAGUUUUUUGGAGGGAUACGAAUUUUUAAUAGCUAUGACGUGUACCUUACUGAAUUUUUAUCAGCUUGUUUUCUUGAUCGUUCAGCUGAUCAGUUUUUAUCAGUUAAUGAUGUCAAUGUGAUUUGUGAUGUAAACAGUUCGACGUACUUCGUUUCAGUUAUUAUUUUGGGGGCCAGGGAUGAUGAAAAUAAUAGUGAUCAUGGAAGUGAUGGAAAUAGCGCUAGUGAUGACGAAACUGAUAGUGGCAACAAUGGAACUGACGGUAUUGAUGAAGAUGAUAAUACUGAUCAUGAAAAUAAUGGGGCUGACGAUCAUAUUAGCGAUUCGGAGAUAUAG
Molecule: messenger RNA, 657 nt
Organism: Gongylonema pulchrum
Lineage: Eukaryota; Metazoa; Nematoda; Chromadorea; Rhabditida; Gongylonematidae
Source: the annotation of a GenBank genome assembly